This is a messenger RNA of Dentiscutata heterogama, 155 nucleotides long. The record is from the annotation of a GenBank genome assembly. NCBI's taxonomy places the organism in Eukaryota, Fungi, Glomeromycota, Glomeromycetes, Diversisporales, Gigasporaceae.
UCCAGUCCGUACUUCAUUGGAUUCAAAACCGAGUAAGAAUGGAGCUAAACAUUUUGAAAAUAAACCACGUAGAAAAUCUACAUCAGAUGUUGGAACUCAAACAAAUCUUAAACCAACUAUAGAAGAAUCCUCGACAAUAUGCGAUAAAGAAGGAU